UAUCGCAUUAAUUUUAACGAUGAUGUUUUCGAAGACUAUUUGUUUUCGCGGUAAAAAUUUGAAUCUAACAAUGAUUAUAAGAAAAUUAUUUUUAAAUAUGAAAAAUCGCACAGCGCGCAUGGUCCCGAUAGUGAUUGAACAAACUGGACGUGGAGAACGUGCUUACGAUAUAUAUUCACGGUUACUUCGUGAUCGAAUUGUUUGCUUAAUGGGAACAAUUGAUGAUCCAUUAAGCUCAUUGAUUAUUGCACAAUUUCUAUUCUUACAAUCCGAAUCCAAUUACAAGCCCAUACAUGUAUAUAUCAACUCACCAGGUGGCAGUGUCACCGCUGGUCUAGCUAUUUAUGAUACAAUGCAAUAUCUUUUACCACCAAUAUCUACAUGGUGCGUUGGUCAAGCGUGCAGUAUGGCAUCGUUAUUAUUAGCAAGUGGUAGCGCUGGUAUGCGGCAUUCUUUACCAAAUUCUCGAAUUAUGAUCCAUCAACCAUCUGGGGGAGUUUCGGGCCAAGCAACAGAUAUUCAAAUCCAAGCAGAGGAAAUAAUAAAAUUAAAAAAACAAUUAAAUGCAUUGUAUAUAAAACAUACUGGUGUCAGUCAAGAACGUAUUGAAUCGUCCAUGGAACGAGAUAAAUUUAUGUCACCUGCAGAAGCUGUUGAGUUUGGUUUAAUUGAUCAAAUUUUAGUACGGCCUAAGAAACCAGAUGAGCAUAGUCCAUCCCCACAAAGUCCAUUAGUUGGUGCAAUUGAUAAUAAAAAUGUUCUAGAUCUUUCAACAAGUCCUUUUAAGGAGGCACCCAUUAAAGAUAAAUAGUUUUUAAAGAAAUACUACAAAAAUUUGCUGUGAAGUUUAUUAAUGUAAAAUAAAUUAUUUAUAUUCGCAUAACAAA
Chrysoperla carnea is the source of this 887-nucleotide messenger RNA. RefSeq names its product ATP-dependent Clp protease proteolytic subunit-like. Gene Ontology annotation, biological process: protein quality control for misfolded or incompletely synthesized proteins. Gene Ontology annotation, cellular component: endopeptidase Clp complex. The transcript has 4 exons. Gene Ontology annotation, molecular function: ATPase binding; serine-type endopeptidase activity; ATP-dependent peptidase activity. Bases 20 to 811 code for a protein of 263 amino acids. NCBI's taxonomy places the organism in Eukaryota, Metazoa, Arthropoda, Insecta, Neuroptera, Chrysopidae. The record is from RefSeq and is a predicted model, not a curated record.